Caenorhabditis remanei is the source of this 255-nucleotide messenger RNA. RefSeq lists its product as uncharacterized. NCBI's taxonomy places the organism in Eukaryota, Metazoa, Nematoda, Chromadorea, Rhabditida, Rhabditidae. The transcript has 2 exons. The coding region runs from base 1 to 255 and encodes 84 amino acids. The record is from RefSeq and is a predicted model, not a curated record.
AUGGAGGACACAACAAAUAAGAAAGCCGAGUAUCACGAGAAAUUUGUAUCCGAACUCCUCAAUAGUGUGGCUCGUCCAUUCAGAGAGCUGGAAAUCGAUGAAAUCGAGUGCCCCGCUUUGAAGACAGUUCUUCUCUUGACUCCUUCAUUCUCCAAACGUGCAGUAUACGCUGGUCAGGAAGGAAACGUGGCAUCGGUUCACACUCAGUGUAUGGAAGAACUCAUGGAGCAUUCUCUGAACAAGUUCCCGGAGUGA